AAUUAACAGACGAAAUGGCUUUUUUCUCACGAAACCAUGAAAGUGCGUCAAAUUCCAAUUUAAACAUAAUUCCUAAUGAUUCGUCACGAGCGAAGCAUGCUUUGUUCGACAGUAUUUUGUUUCGAGAUAACAGUGUAUAGUAUAAAAAACUGUUUUGAAGGAUUUGACAGCUAGAACAUCAGAAAAUGGACAAUAGAAUUCAAGACCACUACUUUAAGACGAAAAAUCAAUUCAGAUUCAAAAUGUUCAGGCCAUCAUUAAUAAUAGCAAUUCUGGUAGGAGCUGUUCAAGCAAAAGAUUUUGAGAUAGUGAACAGAGAAGGAGGUGCUAUCUGGGUUGGAAUUCAAGCAGGUUCUGGAAAACAAGCUCUAAACAAUGGAGGAUUCAAACUUGAUGGAGGAGAAUCGAAAACAGUUCGAGCUCCAGAUGAUUGGGCUGGUCGUUUUUGGGCGAGAACAUGGUGUGAUGACAGCACAUCCCAUUGUUUAACAGGUGACUGUGGUAACAAAGUUGAAUGCGGAGGUAAUGGAAGUACACCUCCAGCAACUCAUAUAGAGAUCACGCUCACAGGAUCCGGUGGGCUUGACUACUACGAUAUUUCCUUGGUGGAUGGUUUCAACGUACCUGCGAGUGUUGAACCAUCAGGUGGUAGUGGUGAUGGCAGCCAGUACAGCUGCGGAAAAUCUGCAUGUAAACCCAACCUCAAUGACUUGUGUCCGGAAGAACUAAAGUUGGAUUCACCAUAUGGCGUCAUAGGUUGUCAAUCAGCUUGCUUCCGCUUUAACACCGACGAAUACUGUUGCAGGAAUGCUUACAGUACACCUGGGACUUGCAGAAGCAGUGAUUGGAAAAACAAUUAUCCGAAGUUCUUCAAAGACCAUUGCCCAGAUGCUUACAGCUAUGCGUAUGAUGAUCACACAAGUAUUUUCUCUUGCAAGGCUCCGGAGUAUAUUUUAACUUUUGGAUAAUUUACGUUCAUUUUCAAUAUUCUUGAUACUAAUUUGCAAUAGAGUAUAAUCAGC
Molecule: messenger RNA, 1022 nt
Organism: Phaedon cochleariae (mustard beetle)
Lineage: Eukaryota; Metazoa; Arthropoda; Insecta; Coleoptera; Chrysomelidae
Source: the annotation of a GenBank genome assembly